Messenger RNA from Heterotrigona itama, 2268 nucleotides. NCBI's taxonomy places the organism in Eukaryota, Metazoa, Arthropoda, Insecta, Hymenoptera, Apidae. The record is from the annotation of a GenBank genome assembly.
AAGCAUUGGCCGACUUCGCGGUUAAAUGAAGAAGUACAGAAAAAUCGGUAAAAAAUAAAGAGAAUUAGAGAAAUUUUCAAGCCAAGUCAGACGAGCGACGACGUGUGAACUGGACAACGGUUGUUUCUCCACAUCUGCCACGUCGCGGAUCCACGGCGAGCAGACUCGUGCCCGGUUCCCACGAGAUUUGAUAUGGAUGUAGACCCAAACGAAAACAGCAGAGACACCGACCUGUGCGAAACGAACGCCCAACGAUUGAUCGCCGAGAGCGGUGCCCGAUGUAUGAGCACGCAAGCGAUGCAAUCGCUCUAUGACUUCCGGCAGAACAACCUUCUCUGCGACGCGGUCUUGAGGCUCGAGGAUGGAGGCGUUUUCCCCAUUCACCGCGCCAUUUUGUCGGCUUGCAGCCCGUACUUCAGAACGUUAUUCACGACGACGUUGCACUCGCGCGAGAAAACGGACGUGCUUCUGCCCGGUGUCAGUAGCAACAUGAUGAACCUGCUCCUCGAGUACGCUUACCUCCGCUCCAUCAACGUGAACAACGAAAACGUCUGUCAGCUGCUGGUCACCGCCGAUUACCUGAACAUCUUGGGCGUGUUAGAUUUCUGCUGCGAGUAUCUCAAGCAAAGUCUCGCGCCGGAGAAUUGCAUCAGCAUCAUGAGGUUCGCCAGGGAACACUUUUGCAAAGGAUUGGAGAGCAACGCGUAUCGUUACGUCAUGAGACAUUUUGUACAGGUCAUUACGCUUUCUCAGCAAUACUGGUUCUCGCGAAAUGCUCAACGAAGCGAGGAGAUCCUCGACUUGCCGAUCGAAGAGCUAACCACGCUGAUCGGUGCCGACGAGCUGAACGUGAAAAGCGAGGACACGGUGUGGGAUCUGGUGUUGAAAUGGAUCAACUGCGAUCCACAAUCGCGGAAGGAGUACAUCGUCGACCUGAUGAAGAACAUUCGCCUGGGCCUGCUGGACACGCAGUUCUUCCUCGAGAACGUGAAGGAUCACCCGUACGUUACUGGCAACGACGCUUGCCGGCCGAUCAUCAUCGAGACUCUCAAGUUCCUCUACGAUCUGGAGAUCAUCACGCAAAAGGACGGCGAAGUACCGACGCCGAAAAUAGCGCGGCCCAGGGUCCCACACGAGAUACUGUUCGCGAUAGGUGGAUGGAGCGGCCGAAGUCCAACGAAUUUCAUAGAAACGUACGACACUCGAGCGGAUCGCUGGGUCAAGCACCGUGUUAGAUUAUCGAUCGUACGAAUUUCCGGGAUGAUCUCGGGGGAAAAAUCGACAAAGGUGGAGGAGGUGGAUCCGAUCGGGCCGCGUGCGUAUCACGGGACAGCGGUGGUCAGCUUUAACAUUUACGUGAUCGGCGGCUUCGACGGCGCGGACUACUUCAACAGCUGUCGUUGCUUCAACGCUGUUACCAAAACGUGGAGGGAAGUGGCGCCGAUGAACGCCCGAAGGUGUUACGUUAGCGUGGCGGUGCUCAACGAUCUGAUCUACGCGAUGGGAGGAUACGACGGAUAUUAUCGGCAGAGCACCGCGGAACGUUACAACUACAAGACGAACCAAUGGUCCUUGAUAGCGCCCAUGAAUUGUCAAAGAUCGGACGCCAGUGCAACUACUUUGAAUGACAAAAUUUACAUCACGGGCGGAUUCAAUGGCCAUGAGUGUUUAAAUUCAGCCGAGGUGUACGAUCCAGAGACCAAUCAAUGGACCAUGAUAGCACCGAUGAGAUCGCGCAGAAGCGGAGUGUCCUGCAUAGCUUAUCACGGCAACGUAUACGUUAUCGGAGGCUUCAACGGGAUAUCAAGGAUGUGCAGCGGCGAGAAAUACAAUCCGACGACGGACAUUUGGAGCCCGAUUCCCGACAUGUACAACUCGCGCAGCAACUUCGCGAUCGAGGUGAUCGACGACAUGAUUUUCGCCAUCGGUGGAUUCAACGGCGUUACCACGAUCUAUCACGUCGAGUGUUACGACGAGAAAACGAACGAGUGGUACGAAGCGACAGACAUGAACGUGUACCGUUCGGCGCUGUCAGCCUGCGUGAUCAUGGGUUUGCCAAAUAUAAACGACUACAUCCAUAAACACCGUGAACGUUUGAUGGAAGAGAAACGACAGAAACUGUUGGCACUGGAAGUGCACCGCAGUCAGCAUCAGCCUCAGCAAGACCAAAUGCAGCAGAACAGCGAGAAUUCCUUGAGCAACGAAAUACCCGUGCCACCUCCAAUGCCUCCAAAUAACAGUUCCAGCAACGAGAAUCGACGAAAUUGA